AAACAAAAACAAAAUUGUUCGCCUGCUGCGUAGUUUACAGUUAAUGUCUUACUCAAACGGUGAAAUAUUGUUCAUUUUCCCAGCGCCUCCAGCUUUUUUUUAGUUAUCUAUUUUCUUUUUGGUGAAAUAAUUAAUGGUUUUAAAGAUUUUGGUAUUAAUUUAAUUUGCUGAAAGACAUAAAUUGUCAUGCUUGGGUAUGAACAGGGAAUCAGAAACUGUAAUGCAUGUUCCCUCAGUGUUCAACAGGCAAAUCCUUCAUUUGACUCAAGUGGUGAUCAAGACAAUGGAGGCCAAGGGACUGAUGUUUGGGAUUUUAGAGAUGCUGUAUUUCCUACUGUCUUGAUGGAUGGGUUAAAUUACUUGCGUACUUCUGGCUUGCUCUGUGAUGUCAUUCUCAAUACUGGAAAUGAUGAACACCCAGCACAAAGAGUCGUCCUUGCAGCUGUGUCACCAUAUUUUCGGGCAAUGUUUUCUGGUACUGGAACUAGCCAUGAAUUUCUUGAAAGUAAACAAAACAAAAUAACUCUUCAUGAUAUUGACUCUGCUAUUCUUGGACAGAUUUUGAAUUUCAUUUACACAGCUGAAAUUCAGAUGAAUGAAAAUAAUGUGGGUGAUUUUCUUGUUGCUGCUGACUUCCUACAAAUAAAUUCCCUGCAAAACCUCUGCUGUCAGUAUUUGCGUUCACAAAUGAAUGCUUCCAAUUGCGUCGGCAUUUACCUAAGUGCGAAAUCUCGCAACUGUAGGGAACUUGCUGUUAACGCCAAACGAUAUGCAUUGGAACAUUUUCGUCAUAUCGUUCAGGAAGAAGAAUUUCUCCAGUUACCUUUCAGUGAGCUCAAAGGAAUUCUCGAAUCUCAUCUGCUGAAUACAACAGGAGAAGGAGAGCUUUUGGAGACAAUUACGAAAUGGGUCGAACAUAAACCAAGUGAGAGAUUACAGUUCCUUCAGUCACUUGUGUCCGAAAUUGAUAUCUGGCAAGUUCCCGCAGAAAAGCUCCUUUCAUUUGUUAAUUCGGAAAUUCUGUUAAGACGCCUUCGAGAUUCGGGUUUUACAUCUGAGCAACUCCAAUUGAAUGAUGCAGUUGUCCUUGGUGGCGAUUUUAAAAUGGCCGUUGACAAAAUUCUCUCGCAGCGCUGCGACAGUCCUUGCUCUAAAGCUCAAUCACACCAAGUCGCACAUUCCAAGAAAAUUAGACAUUCCUACGAACAAGAAGUAAUUGUUGCUUUGGGGGGAGAAUCCAGUGGCUUUGUUUUGAACUCUAUGGAAUGCUACACGCUAGGCUACGAUGGAUGGCGAUGCUCUAUACCAACAGCAGUAGCCCUUUCAGGAAUCCCGAAUCCUACUCAAGUAAUGCCACCCAUGCGGACGCAAAGGAUUUUUCCUGCCUGUUGCAGUGCUGACUAUACUAUCUUUGUUAUUGGUGGAAUUUGCGGAGGAAAACUCAUCGAUUCUUGUGAGUUUUAUAGCGUGCAAUCAAAUGAGUGGAUCUCUCUUGCUCCUUUACCUAUUGGCAUUCACGGGAGCGGAGCUGCUCUUCCCAAUCAAGUUCUGUGUGUAAUUGGUGGCCGAAGUGACCAAGGCAUUGAAAAACGCGCUUGGGUAUAUGAGGAACGUUUUAACCUAUGGGAAGCCCUUCCUCCCAUGCAAUUGCAUCGCGUUCAUCAUGGCGUUACAUCACUCAAUUGCUUGUUGUAUGCGGUUGGAGGGCUUGGUGGAAAACAACAUACAGAUGAACAAUUUCUGUCAUCCGUCGAAUGCUACGAUCCUGCUCUACAGCGCUGGAUCCCAAUAGCACCGAUGCACGAAGCUAGGGCGUAUUGCGGAGUAGUUACUGUGGGCUCUUUCCUCUACGCAAUCGGGGGAUUUAACGGAAUCUCUUGGCUGCGUUCCAUGGAACGGUACAAUCCUCUCACCAACCAAUGGACUUUACUUACUCCGAUGAGUGUGGCGCGUAGCUCUUUCGGUACAACUGUAUGGAAUGGUAGGAUCUAUGUUAUCGGCGGAUGUGAUGGCAUUCAUCUACUUAAUACCGUCGAAAAAUUCAAUCCUCGUACCAACCGUUGGCACUGUGCCCAAGCGAUGCAAGUACGUCGCUUGGGUUUAGGAGCAGCUACAGUGAAAAUACCACUCAAAAUGGAAUGAGAUAUUUACUGCAUUCUCUACAAAUUUUCUAUUUAAAUGGAUUCGACUCAAUGGUGAUAGCAUUAUCAUAUAGCUGUAUGUGUUAAUUAGGAAUGGGUUUACUCAUUAAAGUCGCCCGUCUAGUCUUUUA
Molecule: messenger RNA, 2272 nt
Organism: Daphnia pulicaria
Lineage: Eukaryota; Metazoa; Arthropoda; Branchiopoda; Diplostraca; Daphniidae
Product: kelch-like protein 3
Exons: 10
Coding region: 187-2142 (651 amino acids)
Molecular function (GO): protein binding
Source: RefSeq, a predicted model, not a curated record